GAACACGACUCAGCAGAUUCAGUCCGAUCACGACUGUCAACCGGUUCGGAACUGUGUUUAGAGGCUCUUUUCAAAGAGACGCUUGCGCCACGUGUUUUGUGGAAAUUUACUGUUUUCGUGCCAUUCCGUAACAUUUAGAGACUAUUUCUCCACUAGAUUUGUGAAGAGUGAUUUGUCGAACGUAGUGAUAUAAGUUUAAGUGCCAAAUUUUGUGUGUGUUUCGUGUUUUUGCGAAAAACAUUGUACCAUUGUGCGUAGGUGUAGGAUUACCUGUAGAACAUUUAAAAUCUAUCGUUUAUAACGUGAGGUGGGAACGAUUAAAACCAUGCCGGCAACUUUGGUUUUGGAAGAUGGGACAGUUGUGCACGGUGAGAGUUUCGGUGCGGAAGUGGAUUCCGACGGGGAGGUGGUGUUUCAGACGGGAAUGGUCGGUUAUCCGGAAUCGAUGACCGAUCCGUCCUAUCAUGAGCAGAUUCUGGUGCUCACCUAUCCGUUGAUCGGGAACUACGGAAUCCCGGAUGAGGACCUGGAUGAGCGUGGACUGAUGUUGCACUUUGAGUCGAACAAUAGGAUUUGGACGUCCGGAUUGGUGGUGGGAGAGAUUUGCGAGACUCCGUCUCAUUGGAGAAGCAAGCUGACGCUGUCGCAGUGGAUGGCGAAGCACCGGGUACCGGGGAUCAGUGGAGUCGAUACCCGAGCGCUGACCAAGAAGAUUCGGGAGAAUGGGACGAUUUUGGGAAAAAUCGUCCAAGGCCACGUUGCCAGUGCCGCCGGUAUCGUCUUUCAAAACCAGAACCUACGCAAUCUGGUGGCGGAGGUUUCGUUGGCCAAGUCGGUCACCUACAACGAAGGCGGUUCACCUCGCAUCUGUGCCAUCGACUGCGGUCUCAAGUUGAAUCAGGUUCGGUGUUUCGUCAACCGUGGAGCUCGCGUCGACGUUGUACCGUGGAAUGCUAAGCUCAAUCCGGAGAACUACGAUGGUCUGUUUUUGAGCAACGGUCCGGGAGAUCCACUGAUGUGUAAGGAUACCGUUGCAAACAUCCGGCAGCUGCUGGGGGAGGGAUCGGUAGUAAAGCCGAUCUUCGGAAUUUGCCUUGGUCAUCAGCUGUUGUCUACGGCGGCGGGUUGUAAGACGUACAAGAUGAAGUACGGUAACCGUGGUCAUAACUUGCCGUGCAUUCACAAAGGAACUAAGCGGUGUUUCAUGACAUCGCAGAAUCACGGUUUCGCGGUGGAUGCCUCCCGCUUACCUACUGGAUGGGAGGAGUUAUUCACGAACAUCAACGAUCACACGAACGAGGGAAUCGUACAUAACAGUAAACCGUACUUCUGUGUCCAGUUUCAUCCGGAGCAUACCGCGGGCCCGGAAGACUUGGAAGUUUUGUUUGAUGUGUUUUUGGACACGGUGAAGGAGUUCAAGGCCACUGGAGCGGAUAAGAUGACUGUGAAGGAACGGCUGAAUGAGGCUUUGGCAUACCGACCCCAGCGGGAGAUUGACACGAGUCGACCUAAAAAGGUGUUGAUUUUGGGAUCGGGAGGUCUGUCGAUCGGUCAGGCCGGUGAGUUUGACUACUCGGGAUCGCAAGCGAUCAAGGCGUUGAAGGAGGAGCGAAUCCAAACGGUGUUGAUCAAUCCCAACAUUGCGACGGUGCAGACUUCGAAGGGUUUGGCGGAUAAGGUAUACUUUCUUCCGCUGACUCCGAACUAUGUGGAGCAGGUGAUCAAAGCCGAAAGACCCGGUGGAGUGCUGCUCACUUUUGGAGGACAAACGGCGUUGAAUUGUGGAAUUGAACUGCAGAGGGCAGGUAUUUUCGACAAAUACAAUGUUAAAAUUAUGGGAACGCCAAUCAUUUCGAUUAUUGAGACCGAAGAUCGGAAGAUCUUCGCGGAACGAGUUGCCGAGAUCGGAGAAAAGGUAGCUCCGUCGGAUGCGGUUUACUCGGUUCAGGAAGCUCUUGUGGCGGCAGAAAAGAUCGGUUAUCCGGUGAUGGCCAGGGCGGCGUUUGCUCUUGGUGGUCUUGGGUCAGGGUUCGCCAACAAUCGGGAGGAGUUGAAGGUGCUUUCUCAGCAGGCUCUCGCCCACUCGAAUCAGCUGAUCAUUGACAAGUCGCUCAAGGGAUGGAAGGAAGUCGAAUACGAAGUCGUUCGUGAUGCAUACGACAACUGCAUCACCGUGUGUAACAUGGAAAACGUCGAUCCGUUGGGAAUCCAUACGGGUGAGAGUAUCGUGGUAGCUCCUUCGCAAACUCUUUCCAAUCGCGAAUACAAUAUGCUCCGUACUACGGCAAUCAAGGUCAUUCGUCACUUUGGAGUCGUCGGUGAGUGCAACAUUCAGUACGCUUUGAAUCCAUUCUCCGAGGAGUACUACAUCAUCGAGGUGAACGCUCGUCUAUCUAGAAGCUCUGCCCUCGCUAGUAAGGCCACCGGAUACCCUCUGGCUUAUGUAGCAGCGAAGCUUGCGCUGGCGAUUCCCCUUCCGGAGAUCAAAAAUUCAGUAACCGGAGUCACGACGGCAUGCUUCGAGCCUAGUUUGGAUUACUGCGUAGUGAAGAUGCCCCGCUGGGAUCUGGCCAAGUUUGCGAGAGUCAGCAAGCAUAUCGGUAGUUCAAUGAAGAGUGUCGGUGAAGUGAUGGCAAUUGGUCGAAAGUUUGAAGAAGCUUUUCAGAAGGCCCUUCGAAUGGUGGACAAUGUGAAUGGAUUUGAUCCGUACUUGAAAGAGGUCAACGAGCAGGAGUUGAAACAACCAACGGAUAAGCGAAUGUUCGUUCUGGCUGCAGCAUUGAGAAAAGGUUACACGGUAGAUGAGAUCUACGAGCUGACGCAGAUCGAUCGAUGGUUCUUGGUGAAAAUGAAGAACAUCAUCGAUUUUGGGCAGAAAUUGGAAGAAUCGUCGGUACUCCCGGAGAAAGACAUGUUGCUGGAGGCGAAAAAGAUUGGUUUUUCGGACAAGCAGAUUGCGGAGUUGAUCAAGAGUACGGAGUUGGCGGUACGCAUGCAGCGCAAGGAAACGGGAGUCUUACCGUUUGUGAAGCAGAUUGAUACGGUAGCUGGAGAGUGGCCAGCAUCUACAAAUUACCUAUACAUGACAUACAACGCGACCGAAAACGAUAUCGACUUUCCUGGUCAGUACACGAUGGUGAUUGGAUCCGGGGUCUACCGGAUUGGAAGUUCGGUAGAGUUCGAUUGGUGCGCAGUGGGUUGUCUGCGUGAGUUGAGAAACCUCGGCAGAAAGACAAUCAUGGUCAACUACAAUCCGGAGACGGUCAGCACGGAUUACGACAUGUGCGAUCGUUUGUACUUUGAAGAGAUUUCCUUCGAAGUGGUCAUGGACAUCUACGAUGUGGAACAACCUGAUGGCAUCAUCCUAUCGAUGGGCGGUCAACUGCCGAACAACAUUGCCAUGGAUCUCCACCGUCAGCAGGCGAGAAUUCUGGGAACAUCUCCAGAGUCGGUUGAUGGAGCGGAAAAUCGAUUCAAGUUCUCCCGUAUGUUGGACAGAAAAGGUAUCCUACAGCCCCGCUGGAAGGAACUAACAAACCUUCAAUCGGCGAUCGAGUUCUGCGAAGAAGUGGGCUACCCUUGUCUGGUGCGUCCGUCGUAUGUCCUCUCCGGAGCAGCAAUGAACGUUGCCUACUCCAAUCAGGAUCUGGAAACGUACCUUAAGCACGCCUCUGACGUGAGUAAAGAACAUCCAGUGGUGAUCUCGAAGUUCUUAGUCGAAGCCAAAGAGAUCGAUGUGGAUGCCGUUGCCGCCGAUGGAGAGAUUCUGUGCAUGGCCGUAUCCGAACACGUCGAAAAUGCGGGUGUCCACUCGGGAGACGCUACGCUGAUGACACCACCGCAGGACAUCAAUGCCGAAACGUUGGAACGGAUUAAGCAGAUCACGCGGGACAUUGCAGCUCUGCUGGAUGUCAGUGGACCGUUCAACAUGCAGUUGAUUGCGAAGAAUAACGAACUAAAGGUGAUCGAGUGUAACGUGCGGGUAUCUCGUUCGUUCCCGUUCGUGUCCAAGACGUUGAACCACGAUUUUGUCGCGAUGGCAACGAAAGUGAUUGUCGGAUUGAGUGUGGAACCGGUCGAUGUGCUGCACGGGUGUGGAAAGGUGGGCGUUAAGGUUCCGCAGUUCAGUUUUUCACGACUGGCCGGGGCCGAUGUGAUGUUGGGUGUGGAGAUGGCUUCCACCGGAGAGGUGGCAUGCUUCGGAGAUAAUCAGUAUGAGGCGUACCUGAAGGGGAUGAUGUCGACUGGGUUCCAGAUUCCGAAACGGGCGAUUCUGCUGAGUAUUGGAAGUUUUAAACACAAAAUGGAACUGUUGCCGAGCAUCCGUAUACUGCAUAAGAUGGGCUACAAACUGUACGCGUCAAUGGGGACGGGAGAUUUCUACACCGAGCAUGGGGUUGAUGUAGAGUGUGUUCAAUGGACUUUCGAUGCGGCCCUUACCAGCGGAGAGGAAAAUGUAGGGGUUGGAGAGCUGCAACAUUUGGCGGAGUUUUUGGCCAACAAGCAAUUCGAUAUGGUGAUCAAUCUACCGAUGAGGGGCGGUGGAGCUCGAAGGGUGAGUUCCUUCAUGACGCAUGGCUACAGAACGCGACGGUUAGCGGUGGAUUACUCCAUUCCGCUUGUUACGGACGUCAAAUGUACGAAACUGCUGGUGGAAGCCAUGCACCGGAUUGGACGGGCUCCACCGAUGAAAACGCACACGGAUUGCAUGUCAUCGAAGACGAUGGUCAAGCUACCGGGCUUCAUCGAUGUGCACGUUCAUUUGCGGGAGCCAGGGGCGACCUACAAGGAGGACUUUAGCUCGGGAACCGCAGCCGCUUUGGCGGGUGGAAUAACUUUAGUUUGCGCUAUGCCUAAUACGAACCCACCAAUCGUAGACAGACAAAGCUUCCAACUAUUCCAGGAUCUUGCGCAGAAGGGAGCUCGAUGUGAUUAUGCUCUCUUCGUCGGAGCUUCUUCCACCAAUUUCUCGACCAUCAACGAACUGGCUCCGCAAGCCGCAGCUCUGAAAAUGUAUCUGAACCAGACGUUCACUACCUUGAAACUGAAUGACAUGCUCGUUUGGCAGAAGCAUUUGUCCAACUGGCCAAAACGAGCUCCGCUUUGCGUCCACGCUGAACGUGAAUCAACCGCCGCUAUAAUCCUUCUGGCUUCGCUCGUUGAUCGACCGAUCCACAUUUGCCACGUGGCACGAAAGGAGGAAAUAAUGAUCAUCAAAGCAGCGAAGGAACGCGGCAUAAAGAUCACUUGUGAAGUUUGUCCGCAUCACCUGUUCCUCUCCACCAACGAUUUGGACCGAAUUGGUCGUGGCAAGGCGGAAGUUCGUCCGGUUCUUUGUAGCCCGGAGGAUCAACAGGCUCUGUGGGACAAUUUAGAUGUCAUCGAUGUCUUUGCCACCGAUCAUGCGCCUCACUCAAAGCAAGAAAAGGAAUCCGAAAACCCUCCACCGGGAUUCCCCGGAGUUGAAACCAUUCUUCCGCUGCUGCUGAAUGCCGUCAACGAAGGUCGGCUCUCCGUGGAAGAUUUGAUAGCCAAAUUCUACAAGAACCCCCGUAGAAUUUUCAGCCUUCCGGAGCAACCGAACACCUACGUGGAGGUCGAUUUCGACGAAGAGUGGGUCAUCCCGGAAUGUCCACCGCAAUCCAAAGCCCGCUGGACACCGUUUGCCGGAAUGAGGGUCAAGGGACGCAUCCAUCGGGUGGUUCUUCGUGGGGAAACCGCUUUCGUAGACGGUGUCGUGCUGGUUAAUCCCGGCUACGGGCAGAACGUUCGCGAAUGGCCUCUGAAGAAGCCUACCGUGGCCCCAUCGGUCGAAAAAAUCAACACUUCACUGGAUGGACUGGAUCUGUUGUCGAUUACGAAAUCCCUGGACACCACCCGUCAACCAGCGGACUUUUGGGACACGGAUGGGCAUACGAACGAUGUGUUCAGCAAACUGCUGGCCGGAGGUGAAUCCAACAAAGCACAUGUGCCGCUUGGCGAUUCGCAGAUGAGACCAUUCUCACCGAUGCCCCGGGUGCGAUGCGACUCCAUGAGUAGCUACUUUAAAGAUACUCUGGUGAGCAGCGGUUCUGGAGCAAUGAGGGAGAGAAUUCAAAUUGCUGGAAAGCACGUGCUGAGCGUGGAUAUGUUCAGCAAGGAACAUCUGAACGAAAUAUUCAAUGUGGCGACAACGAUGAGGGGAAGAGUGCAGAAGGACCGGCCGCUGGAUGAUUUGCUGAGGGGAAAGGUGAUGGCAUCGGUGUUCUAUGAGGUUAGCACACGAACCUGUUGCAGCUUUGCUGCUGCCAUGCAGAGGCUAGGAGGACGCGUUAUCUACAUGGACGAGACGAGCUCGUCGGUGAAGAAGGGCGAAACGCUGGAGGAUAGCAUUCAGGUCAUGUCCGGGUACGCGGAUGUGGUGGUGCUUAGGCAUCCGGAGCCAGGCGCAGUAUCGCGCGCCGCCCACCACUGUCGCAAACCGUUGAUUAACGCUGGUGACGGAAUCGGGGAACAUCCAACGCAGGCGCUGCUGGAUAUCUUCACGAUUCGCGAGGAGAUCGGUACCGUGAAUGGGCUGACGAUUGCCAUGGUCGGUGAUUUGAAGCACGGCCGUACGGUGCAUUCGCUGGCACGACUGCUAACACUGUACAACGUCAAUUUGUACUACGUCUGUCCGGAGAACUUGGGCAUGCCAAAGGACGUUGUUCACUUUGUCAAUUCAAAGGGAAUUCAUCAAUGGUCUUGCAACGCUCUGGAGGAAGUGAUCGAUAAAGUGGACGUUCUCUAUAUGACGAGAAUUCAGAGGGAGCGGUUCGGAUCCGAGGAGGAGUACAAAGCGAGCUGCGGUCGCUUGGUGCUGACUCCGCAGAUCAUGACCCGUGCCAAACGUCGUAUGAUUGUCAUGCAUCCGCUGCCCCGUGUCUUCGAGAUCAGCAAGGAAAUCGACAUCGAUCCGAGGGCUGCCUACUUCCGUCAGGCUGAGUACGGUAUGUACGUCCGGAUGGCACUGUUGGCCAUGGUCCUCGGUAAGUGUUAGAAUAAGGGAC
Ochlerotatus camptorhynchus is the source of this 7028-nucleotide messenger RNA. It is a transcript of the gene rudimentary, whose product is annotated as carbamoyl-phosphate synthetase 2, aspartate transcarbamylase, and dihydroorotase rudimentary. Bases 326 to 7018 code for a protein of 2230 amino acids. Lineage: Eukaryota; Metazoa; Arthropoda; Insecta; Diptera; Culicidae. Gene Ontology annotation, biological process: 'de novo' pyrimidine nucleobase biosynthetic process; L-citrulline biosynthetic process; L-glutamine metabolic process. The record is from RefSeq and is a predicted model, not a curated record. Gene Ontology annotation, molecular function: aspartate carbamoyltransferase activity; carbamoyl-phosphate synthase (glutamine-hydrolyzing) activity; dihydroorotase activity. The transcript is spliced from 8 exons. Gene Ontology annotation, cellular component: cytosol; cytoplasm.